Messenger RNA from Prunus persica (peach), 934 nucleotides. RefSeq names its product protein CRABS CLAW. The record is from RefSeq and is a predicted model, not a curated record. The transcript has 6 exons. The coding region runs from base 1 to 570 and encodes 189 amino acids. Lineage: Eukaryota; Viridiplantae; Streptophyta; Magnoliopsida; Rosales; Rosaceae. Gene Ontology annotation, biological process: cell fate commitment; floral meristem determinacy; style development. Gene Ontology annotation, cellular component: nucleus.
AUGAACCUGGAAGAGAAAGUCACCAUGGACUUGAUUAAUCAACCAUCUGAGCAUCUUUGCUAUGUCCGCUGCAACUUCUGCAGCACUGUUCUUGCGGUUGGGCUUCCAUUCAAACGGUUGCUGGACACUGUGACGGUGAAAUGUGGUCAUUGCAGCAACCUGUCGUUUCUGAGCACCAGACCUGCACUUCAAGGUCAAUGCCUUUCUGAUCACCCCACCUCCUUGACUCUUCAGCAGGCGGGAUGCUGCAGUGAAUUCAGAAAGGGCCAAUCCUCAUCAUCAUCUUCACCAAUAUCAAGCGAGCCAUCAUCCCCAAAAGCACCCUUCGUUGUCAAACCACCUGAGAAGAAACACAGACUUCCAUCUGCUUACAAUCGGUUCAUGAAAGAAGAGAUCCAGCGAAUCAAAGCAGCCAACCCAGAGAUCCCACAUCGAGAAGCUUUUAGUGCUGCAGCAAAAAAUUGGGCUAGGUACAUUCCUAGUCCGUCAGCUGGAUCAGAUUCUGGGAGCUGCAGCAGCACUAACAACGUAAGAGAGAAUAUCUUGUCUAUAUCUAUUUCUAUAUAUUAAUUCAUUAUUAUUAUUUAUUAAAACCCUUCUUCUUCUUUUUUCUUCUUUUUUUUGUUUGGUUGUUGUGGCUUUCCUUCAACUUGGGUUUUGCCUCUCAGAUUGAUGCUUUGAAGGGCUCAGAUUUUGCAGGAAUGAACGUCCUGGCCAUGUGCUGCCAAAACCCAAAAACUCCAUGACAUGGGAUGGGGAUGAUCACCACCUGAACUUGGGUUUUGCCUCUCUCACUCAGAUUGAUGCUUGCUUUGCUUCCCAUGGAGAUCAGCUGCCUACCUUAGCUACCACUACAUCAUCCCACUUUAAUUAGAACUUGAGUUUGACUCCCUACGUACUCUUUUUCUCUUUGUUUUUUAAUGAACUUAUUUUG